This is a messenger RNA of Laetiporus sulphureus 93-53, 1308 nucleotides long. RefSeq lists its product as uncharacterized. The transcript has 5 exons. NCBI's taxonomy places the organism in Eukaryota, Fungi, Basidiomycota, Agaricomycetes, Polyporales, Laetiporaceae. The record is from RefSeq and is a predicted model, not a curated record. Bases 137 to 1105 code for a protein of 322 amino acids.
AAAGUUCACUCCAGCCUCGGGUCUGUGUCAGACAGGCACGAGGCGUGUUAAAGACAGCGUCACAUUUUCAGCCUUUCCAGGUGCCAGUUCUCACGUCCACCCUACCGUAGCGGACAGUGAGCCCGUACAGUAGAUCAUGAAUCCUUACGCCCCUCACGAGACUCCAGCGCAAAUCUACGCGGAAGAAACAUGGCUACAGGGUGCCCUGCUCAGCAACAUCGUGUACGGCGUAGAGUUAGCGCUCUUCGUGAUAUGCUUCGGGCUCCUUGCACGCAAGACGACGCGCUCUAACUACAAGAGCAACGUUCCUCUCCUCGUUUUCAUCACGGUCAUCUUCAUGCUGGGUUCCUUUUUUAUGGGCGCCGGGGCAAAGUUCACUCAAUUGGCAUUCAUCGAGAACAGAAACUAUCCCGGAGGGCCAGCUGCGUACGAGCAGGCCAUGUUUUGGAUCCCCGUCGACGAGCUCGGAAAUGUUUCCUUCGUCAUAGGUAAUUGGCUGAUGGAUCUGCUAUUGGUGUGGCGUUGCAUGGUCAUUUAUAAAGGCAGUGGAGUGCUCAUCUGGUCCGUAAUGUCCUGCGCAUUCGCUAUAUUUUUGGCAUCAUUUGCUCUUGGGAUUGUGUUCUUAGUACAGACGUCGAGCUCCUCGCCAUUCAGCGAGGUGAAUUUUACCCUCGCGUAUUUCGCCAUGACGCUCUCCCUGAACGUGAUCGUCACUCUGUUCAUCGUCGCACGUCUUCUCGUCCUGCGUCGACGCAUGGCUGCCAUCUUCGGGCCAGACUCACACUACACCAACUUGGCUUCGAUCUUGGUCGAAUCCGCUACGUUAUUCUCGGCGUUCUUCAUUCUCUUCCUCGUCCCAUUCGCCCUGAACAAUGCUCUGUCCCAAGUGUUUUUGCAGACCUUGGGACAAGUGCAGACGGUCUCCUCGCUACUCAUCAUCAUGCGUUUGGCCCUGGGUAAAGGUUGGACGGAGGCCACGAGCACACGUGUCAUGACUUGCGUCGGUACGGAAGAAUACGAUGUCAAGGAGAUCUCUCAGGCUUCGUCGGUGGACGAUCAUGCUGCAGGCUCGGAGAAGUUGGGAUCGGAGGACACGGCAGUCUGAAACGCAUCCGUUGGUGUGAUGAUCUCGAUUGUAUGGUUGGUCAGUGCACUCGUAUGCUCGUUCAGUAAGACUUUCUCAUAUUGUCCAUGCGCCAAGCGGGGCGGUUGCGGUAUUGGUCGUGAAGCACGAGCGUAUUUACGCGGGCAUCAUGAUAUUUUAAUGGCAUCAUACUAUGUCUGAACAACGAAUAAUGAACACCGUGC